Molecule: messenger RNA, 646 nt
Organism: Glossina fuscipes
Lineage: Eukaryota; Metazoa; Arthropoda; Insecta; Diptera; Glossinidae
Product: cuticle protein 65-like
Exons: 2
Coding region: 31-468 (145 amino acids)
Source: RefSeq, a predicted model, not a curated record
GUAUUAAAUAAAAAAAAAAAAUAAUAAAAAAUGUUUAAAUUGAUUACUGUACUCUCUACUCUUUGCGCUGUCGCCACGGCUGGCUACUUGGGUGGUUAUGGCGGUUACGGUGGCGGUUAUGGUUAUGGCGGUGGUCAUGGAGGACUUGGCGGCGGUUAUGCCAUAUCGGCUCCUGCUGUAGUUGCUGCCCCAGCUGUGGUAAAGACUUAUGCAGCUCCUGCUGUUGUUGCUGCUCCUGUAGUUAAGAGUUACGUCGCCCCAGUGGCUACUUCAUAUGCCAACACCUAUAAAGUUGCCACAGCCUCAGUGCCUGUAGUUCAUGCUGCUCCUGCUGUAUCUUACGCAGUAGCCGCUCCAGCUAUUAGCUACGGUUUAGGUCAUGGUUUAGGUUACGGUGGCGGUUUCGGUGGAUACGGCCAUGGCUUCGGCGGCUAUGGCCACGGUUUCUCCGGCUAUGGCCAUCAUUAAGCUUAUGCCUUUCUCAUACACUGGAUUAUUGUCACCAUUACAAAGAUUUUUUCUAGUUUUAUUUAAAAAAAAAAAAAACAAAAAAAAAAAACACGAGAGUCACUCUUAGCACAAGUAUUAAGCCAUACCAACGGCCCGACUUUUUGGUUAAGAACAUAUUGCGAUCAAUUAACAAAAA